Molecule: messenger RNA, 1882 nt
Organism: Prunus avium (sweet cherry)
Lineage: Eukaryota; Viridiplantae; Streptophyta; Magnoliopsida; Rosales; Rosaceae
Gene: ILL6
Product: IAA-amino acid hydrolase ILR1-like 6
Biological process (GO): jasmonic acid metabolic process; auxin metabolic process
Molecular function (GO): hydrolase activity
Source: RefSeq, a predicted model, not a curated record
UUUAUCUCCACGUGCUCAAAUACCUCCCUCCUCUGGCACUCCCAUAACUUCAACUCCCCUCAUUUCUCCCUCUCUCUCUCUCUCUCUCUCUCUCUCUCACACACAUUUUCCAUAAUCCCAUCCCCAAACCCUUAUCUCUCCUUCUCUCAAAAUGAAACUUAAUCAAUUCUUAACAAAAUUAGUUCCCACAAAUUCAAUAUUAAUAAUCUCCCUACUACUCCUCGGUUCUUUAAUUUCACAAGCUGAAACGACGCCGUGUGAUCACACCCACCCGUUCUUCGACGUGGAAGACUGUUGCCUCAGCUGCAAGCCAACCACCGAAGCCAACAAGAACCGGAGCCUCCACGCCAUGACCUCCCCGACGGCGUCAUCUCCUCCGUCGUCUCACCGGAGCUGCGAGGUUUGGACGGAGGCCUGCUCGGAAGAGGUGCUGAGCUUCGCGAAGCGGCCGGAGAACGUGGAGUGGCUGAAGACGAUCCGGCGGAGGAUCCACGAGCAUCCGGAGCUGGCGUUCGAGGAGUUCGAGACGAGCCGGUUGGUUCGGGAUGAGCUGGACCGGUUGGACAUCGGAUACCGGUUUCCUUUGGCCAAGACCGGAAUUCGGGCUUGGAUCGGAACCGGAGGUCCGCCUUUUGUCGCCGUCAGAGCUGACAUGGAUGCUCUUCCUAUUCAGGAAGCUGUGGAAUGGGAGCACAAGAGCAAAGUAGCCGGCAAAAUGCAUGCUUGUGGGCACGAUGCUCAUGUGACCAUGCUCAUUGGUGCUGCCAAGAUCUUGAAGAGCCGUGAGCAUCUUUUGAAGGGAACAGUAAUAUUGUUAUUUCAGCCAGCAGAGGAAGCUGGUAAUGGGGCAAAGCGAAUGAUUGGAGAUGGAGCUUUGGAGGACGUGGAGGCCAUAUUUGCAGCUCAUGUAUCCCAUGAGCACCCUACAGGCAUCAUUGGGUCAAGGUCUGGUGCUCUGCUAGCUGGCUGUGGCUUCUUCAGAGCUGUUAUCAAUGGAAAGACCGGCCGCGCCGGAAACCCACACUCCUCCGUUGACCCUGUUUUAGCGGCCGCCGCGGCCGUCAUCAGCUUGCAGGGCAUUGUGUCCCGCGAAUCCAACCCUUUGGACUCGCAGGUUGUGUCUGUUACUGCAUUCAAUGGAGGUGAUGAUCUUGGCAUGAUACCCAACACUGUGGUACUUGGUGGCACUCUCAGGGCUUUCUCCAACACAAGCUUCUACCGACUUCUUCAAAGAAUUGAAGAGGUGAUUGUGGAGCAGGCAAGCGUUUACAGAUGCUCAGCAACAGUGGACUUCUUUAAAAACCAGAGCACCAUAUAUCCCCCGACCGUGAACGAUGACAAGAUGCAUGAGCACGUGAGGAAGGUGGCCAUGGGUUUGCUGGGUCCAGCCAACUUCAGGGUGGUUCCACCCAUGAUGGGUGCUGAGGACUUCUCCUUCUACUCAGAGGUCAUCCCGGCUGGCUUCUUCUAUAUAGGGAUAAGGAAUGAGACCUUGGGCUCCACACACACGGGCCACUCACCCUAUUUUUUCAUUGAUGAAGAUGUUUUGCCAAUUGGGGCAGCAACUCAUGCCACCAUAGCUGAAAGGUACCUCAAUGAGCAUGGGUGAGAUGAGAUCACUGAUGGGUGGUUUUAGUAAAACCCACGAGCUGCUGUUAGUGCAGAUAUGCGAUUGUGGUUGUUUUCAAUGGGCACAAAGCAUGAAAUACAUAAAAUGCUUUGUGUGCGCUCUUUAAAUUUUGGUCUUGGGGUUUAGGGGGGCCAGUACAGGGUAAGAUUUGUCCCUUUUUCUUCGUGUAAAAAGGAUGUAGUAGAGCAUUUUCUGGUUGUUAGUGAUUAACGUUGUAAGUUGCAGACAAUAAUUUGAUUUUAGAUUUCCAAA